Pomacea canaliculata is the source of this 5637-nucleotide messenger RNA. RefSeq lists its product as uncharacterized. Gene Ontology annotation, biological process: sensory perception of taste. Gene Ontology annotation, cellular component: axon; membrane; neuronal cell body. The transcript has 4 exons. Lineage: Eukaryota; Metazoa; Mollusca; Gastropoda; Architaenioglossa; Ampullariidae. The record is from RefSeq and is a predicted model, not a curated record. The coding region runs from base 616 to 2235 and encodes 539 amino acids.
CUGCCAUGCGAGGAGUGAUCGAUUAGUGGAAAAACGUUGAUGAUCUCAUCUACAAAUUAGCCCUAAAAGCCUGCGAUUGUUGAUGUUUGCGAAGUACUCUUGUGGACGACAUUGUCGGAUAUUUAAACAAAGCAUCCAAUUAGAACGUGGCAAUCCAUUUAAAUGUCACCUGGAAUCCACCCGAUCAUCACACUUUGUGAGGAUUUGCACAGGUGCACUACCAGUGCAGAAUCUGUGCGCCAUGAAUCGUGUGAGUGGGUGAGUCUUGUCCAUCGUGAGAUACACGUGCUGACUUGAUCAAGAACGGCAAGGUUUCAUUUCAUGUAAAGCUAAUUUUUCGUGUGCCAUUUCUCGUUCGUGGCACUAGUUUUCCUUCAGUGUGCUGCAUGAGGCUUCUUUUAGUCCAAGUAAAGUGAACGGUGUGGACGUUGCAAAAAUCGAGGAUAUACAUACAUCAUACCAAUGAAGUGAAUACGAGGUUUAUUAAAACAAGAUUGUGGCUAGCCAUGAUGUAAAGAAAGCCAAUAGAAAUGAAAAACAGAAAUUAAACUUGAUUUCAAAGACAUCUGUCUCAGAAUUAUUAUUAUUUACGACAGACAAAGGACCUGAUCUAUCAUGGCCAACUUCGUUAGGAAGUCGUUAGAGAAAAGUACAUUGGUGGAAACAGUUUUCAUGCCAAUUCAGUUUUUCUUCGCAGUCACAGGUUUUCCUUUUUUUGUCUUAUGCUGUCAUACAUCUUUCGAAAUGGAUGGUUUGCCAAUAUUCCUAAAGAAUGUUGACUCAAAGUCGAAAUUCAAUGCGUCGGAACAAAGACUCACUAGCAACUGCAAGAGUUGCAAGAGAAAGGUGUUUGUCAGCAACCUCAUUGGUGCGGCCAUCGGUUUCUUACUGAUCAUAAACGCUGUACGAUAUGCCUUUGUCUUUGUAGACAUUAGCGACUCCCCGAGCAUGCUGGUAACUGCCGUCACCUUCCAACAUUUUUUCGCGUGCACUUCCGCCAUGUAUAUUUUAACGCGGUGGGACCUGUCCCGCCAUUUUGUGAAGCUGGUCAAACACUUUCAAGCUUUUGAGGCAACCUACGGAAUGACCAUCGACUAUGGCAAGGUCAGAAAGCUCAUAGUGUUCCGCUCCUGCAUGUUCCUCGUCUUUCAGUUUUUCUUUACGUUCGGCUUCAUUGCGUCCAUGCUAACGAUCUUUCCGUCCUUGAAAGUUCACUUGAGUCCACUUGACAAGAUCGACGGUGUAGGAUUCUACACUAUGUUCAUCCUACACUCGCUUUUGAUGUAUAUCCAGGGUUCUUUCUUGUUUUGCCAACAAGUUUUCUUAGGGUGUAUUACAUACAUUUUGUGUCAGGAAUUUAUAGAAGUAAAACAAAAUUUCAGAGAUCUGCUCUCUUGUUAUCGAGGACCAUCCGACAAAGAAACAAGAGAGCCCGCCAUUCCGGUUAUCACAAUAAAAGUAGAAGAGUCGGCUUCCAAGGACUGGAUCACAGAUGUAGAAGACCUUACAGUAGAUUCUGUGCAAGGACCAAGAGCACAGACAAAGAAUGGGAACGAACGCAAGUCCACGACACAUCCGCCCUCUUCCUCUGAUAAUCUCGAUGACGGCGAUCCACUGCAGAUGAAAGAUAACAGCAAUUCUCUUGCUAGUAGAGCAAAUGUUCAGGUGCUCGAAACUGAUGCUGCUUCCACUGGGACUCCAGAUUUUGAGAAAAUGGAGAAAAUGUUUAACGAAGCCUUAUUUAAGCACAUGGCACUCUGUCGAAUUGUCAAGGUCGCUAAUGUAUGCCUGCGCCAUAUCGUGGGCUUCUCGCUCCUGGUUACACUUCCAAUCAUUUGCCUCACCCUCUACACUUUCAUCAACCGGGGCCUUGACCUGGGAAAUAUGCUGUUCAAUAUCAGCAACUUCCUAUCCGGGAUUAUUUUCGAAGUGAUCGGCUUGGGGCUUGGGCUUGUGAUUAACGAAAGCGCGCAUGCACCAGCAGCGGUCAUUUAUUCUGCGGACUGGUCCAGACUGCCCGACAGGCUGCUGCUCAAGAUGCAGAUGUUCUGCAAUAGGCUAGGGCAGAACAAAAUUGGGUACGAUGUCUAUGGUCUCUUUGUGAUUGAGAGGUCCACAAUACUGAUGAUGAUCGGCACACUGGUGACGUACGCUGUCGUUGUCAUUCAGUUCCAGCAAAGUGCGGGUUGCGGCAGCGGCGGUGGUGGUGCUGCAGUCAAUUCCAGUGAUUCCUGAAGACUGCGGCACAUUUCAUUUUGCCUCUUUUUUUUUUUUUUGCCUUACAUUUCAAAACUUUCUCAAACUCUUCUGCAUGGCUAAGAUGAAAAAUAGAAUUCUGCGAGUUGUGACUUCAAAAACGGAUGACAUUCAAGAGACGGAGUGAGAGCAUGGCCUUGAGCUGUUUCAGAGACAACAACAGAUCGUCUCCGGUUGUUGACACGAACAUCUCCUAUUUGCCUAUGCGAAGAUUCGUAAAACUGCCUAGACCAGUCAGGUUCUGUAAUCAAAUUAACUUAUCAAAAAGGAGAUGUGAUGCCCCCCACCCCUUCCACCUUGCUCUGGAUUUGUUCAAUACGCACAUGGACACUGUUUAGCAAAUGUGAAAUGUUUCUCUUGUGACUGUUAGACAGCAAAAUAGGUCACGUGGUCUUUGCGUUAACUGUGUUACGAACGACUAAGAUGUUUACAUUCUGUAAUUUUAAAUUUCAUAUCUCUCAACAUGUCUACGUUACCUCACACCAUAUUUUGAAUGCAUGGUUUGUGUUUGUGGUGUAAGUAAAUUAUUGAGCAGGCACUACUGUGGGAUUUUAUAUGCAAUUAUUUAAUUAUAUUCGCUAUAUCAAUUAAUGUAUUUAUUUAUAAUAAUUCAUAAUAAGAUGUGGCCUCCUCCGUUUCGCGUUUCAUUUCUUAAUAAUUAAUAAUGAACCUGAUGAGCGUUGAGAUGCCUCUCUUCGUAAGUUUCAUUAACUAGUUUAUUUAUUAUUAUUCGCUCUUAUUUUGGGGUCUUCUUUGCGCAUACUCGACAUCCAGCUUCGUAUCUCCUUUUGAUCUGUGCUUCUAUUACGCCGCUUGUUUUUUUCUGGAUUGUUCUUUUUGUGCCUGCGCCAUUUGUUUUUAUCCAGUCUAGUUGUGCCGUGGUCGAAUUGACUAAUGGUCGAAGCGGAAAAUGGUCGAAUCGACAAACAUCCGAAUUUUCUGGACUGUUGACGCAACUGCUAUGUCCCUCAUCACUGAGAGGGCCGGAAAUAACAGGCAUGGGCUCUCGCAGCUUCACAUUCUGUCGCCGUUAGAACAUGCAUUCCCACUUAGAAUGUUGAUUUCGUGCGCUCUGUGAUUGCUUCAUAUUUGGUACUGGCUUCAUCCACAACCUCAAACGGACCUUUUUCACUCUGUCUGCCACUCCAUUUUGAUCGCUGAACUGCCCCGACAUGUUUCCUGUGCAUGUUUGCUUGCCUCGUGUUGAUGGCUGUUGAUGUGUCUUUAUUGGUUUGUGUGCUGAGAUAUUUCUGUCUCUGCUUUAUUCAUUUUGUGUCUGUAUUUCUUUUGUUUUUGCUUUCCUUUUGUAAAUGUAGUUGAGGGAAAUGCGCUAUGUUAAUUCCCUCGUUGUUGUUGUUGUUGUUGUUGUUGUUGUUGUUGUUGCUGUUGCUGUUGCUGUUAAGAUAAUUUAACAGUUUUGAGCAGACGAUUAGCUCCCAUGAGUUUAAUGCCGGUAACUAACAAGAAAAAAAUGAUGCCUAAAUAAGCCAGUUGAUAGCUUUGUGUUAACUUUAUUGCAUGGUUACUUCUUAUUUAUAUCCAGCCUACGAGAUGCAGAUAUACUUUAAAGUUCGCUGUAUCCGGAUGCGAGCAAAAAGAAAGUUAUUUUGCCCCGAGCUUGUCAUAUCCUGUUGCCAUACAUUUUCUAAAUGGUGGGAGUAAGCUAUGCCAGAAAUACUAGACGUAUGUGCACAUAGAAGACAUCUCAUAUUUGAUCAAUGAGAAAUAAUCAACAAUUUCUCCUGAUAUUAUAACAAGGGCAGUAGGCCUUUCCGAUGUGUGCGUUGCUUUUAACAACCACCAUCCAAAAGGUCCUUUUCGACUAGACAAAUAUAGACGAGCAAGUUCGGCAACAUUUUAUAAAUCCGUCCUGUGUUCACAUAUGACCGGCAAAGAAGGACAUAGAACAAGUUUGAGAAUGAACCCAGUCAGGGGCUUCAAAGGCCGAGACUUAUUGAGAUGAAACGUAGCAAGGGAUCUUGAAACAUUACUAAACCAUGCAGGCUAUGGUUGUCACAAGGGUAGCUUCCUCACAAAGCGAUUUGCGGGUAGCUGGAACACACUGAAAGAGUUUGAUGCGCAUGUACAGCUGUAUGAUUUUUUUGUUUUUCACCAUAGGCUGAUGCCGAUAAUGGGAGCUUUUUGGUGCGUGGUUUAAUCACAGAUGCUCAGCAGCCCACCCUCUCCACAUCCCCUAGAAUUAUGAAGUGUACACGUGAGAACGUAUGUGUGUAAUAUUACGCUGAAGAGUCAGUGGGGUGGGAGCAAAAUUGCAUGAUGACUGUACCCACAUCAGGAAAAAGCAAGUUACAGAGUUUCCAGGAGGAAUUUUAUACACAUCGUAGUUAUUAGCACAGUUUGUUCUGUCGUCUGCUUCUCGUGUUUGUUGCCUUGUUGACUAGACAUUACUCUAGUAACAGAUUUUUUUUUUUUUUUUUGGGGGGGGAGAUUAUUUCGCUGAUUUUCGUCUGAAGAAAGGUAUUUAGGGAAAUAUUGUGUUCAAAACAGUAAAUUCGGUCAUUUCUUGCUUUGAAGGUUGUUGUUCUAUGAACACAGACCCACACACGUACUUACUCUUAGACUCACAUAUCCAUUUCUUGGCGUGAAUACGGGAGCGUAUCACACAAACACAUGCACAUAUGCGAAUGAAAACACACACACACACACACACAAUCACAAAUUAUUUUCCGUACUCGAGUCUCGCUUAUGUAGUUUAAUUUUUGUUUUCCAUGCUGUGGCAAUAUGGCGCCUUGCACUGUAAGAGCCGUGAGCUGCAAUCACUGACAGUUUACAACUGAUCUGACCACACACCUGUCUAACCACGUUUUCCAGUUUCCGAGGAAACUCUACUCGUGAGUUCGACAUUAACUUUUGUCAUCGUUGCCUCUUAUGUUUAUUUUUAUGCGAAUUAAACAGACUUUGUGAGAAGCUAUUUUACAUAUUUUCUAAGCACACGCGUUAAGCCUGAAUAGGUGCCUGCCUGUAUGUUAGUGUGUCCGCGCACGUAUACUUUAUAUUCUGUUUGGAAAUGUCACUAGUGUGCAACCCCAGAACUUGACCUUAACUCGCAUUGAAUUCUACUUUCAUAUCUACAUAGUAAUAUAAUUUUUAAAAACUCAUUGGAAAUGUUCUCGUGUACUUCUUUAAUAACUUCCAAAGAAAAAGUAAAUAUUAUUAAAGUAUAUUCUAGUAACACAUAAAUGUAUAAAACAAUAAAGUCACACUGUAUGAGUUUAUUGUACAGGAUAUCAGACUGUGCGCGCAUGCGUAAGAAAAGGAAUUUUGUUUUUCUAGGAAUCAGUUAUGGAGUUGAAUGAAAUAUUUUUGAAUUUUUGAAAAUAGAUGAAUAUUAGUGUAACCAUUAAAGAUUUGUUGUCUUUC